Diachasma alloeum is the source of this 1582-nucleotide messenger RNA. Its product is annotated as solute carrier family 35 member G1. NCBI's taxonomy places the organism in Eukaryota, Metazoa, Arthropoda, Insecta, Hymenoptera, Braconidae. The transcript has 3 exons. Gene Ontology annotation, cellular component: membrane. The record is from RefSeq and is a predicted model, not a curated record. Bases 1 to 1008 code for a protein of 335 amino acids.
AUGAAAUUCAAUAUUGAGUCAACGACCUCAUAUAAUAGUAUCCAUCCAGCAUAUCAGUAUACAGAGCAAUUUGACAAUAAUGUGGAGACUUAUCGUGAAGGAACCAAGUGGUUUGGAAUAUUGCUGGCAUUCAUGUCCGGUACAUUUUUCACCAUAAGUUCUGGGCUCGUUAAAGCCGUCAGGAAUGUUGAUCCGAUGGUGCUCCUUGGAAUUCGGGCCAUUUUGCAGAUAGUGGUGAUGCUCGGGGUGGCUAUCAGGCAUGGAAAAAAUAUUUCAGGGCCCAAGGGUUCGAGAAUGUUAAUCCACUUCCAGGGGAUUGUUGGAGGAAUGACCCUUGCUCUCUUAUACUACAGCUUUCGAAAGUUACCAUUAGGCGAUGCAACAACAAUAAUCUUCAGCUCACCGGUCAUCGUAAUCGCUCUCUCAUUCUUGUUUCUGAAGGAACCCUGUGGGGUACUAAGGGUCGUUGUCAUCUGCACUCUAUUCACUGGAGUUGUUUUAGUAUCGAGACCACCAUUCAUAUUUGACAGCCACCAACAAUCCUACGAUGUGAUGGGCUACGUGUAUGCUCUCCUGGCGACCUUCUUCACAGCCCUAAAUAUAGUGGUCAUGAGAAAAUGCUCAAAGGUUCACUAUGCAGUUCUCGUGCUAAACCUAUCAGUUUGGAUUCUCCUGUCAGCUAUUUUUUUCUUCCUCGUUGUCUCAGAGGCUCACCAUCACAUCAGAGCUUUCCCCAGUGAUUGGCAGACGUGGGGAUUGAUAUGUUUAGUCGCAGCAACUGGAUUAUGUGGUCAAGUGCUUGUAACGAAAGCACUGAAGAUCGAAGGAGCUGGCAAAGUCUCAGUCACUCGAUCUCUCGAUAUUAGUCUAGCCUACAUCAUUCAGGUUUAUUUCUUCGGAGAAGUUCCCAACUCUACCAGUAUCAUCGGUGCAAUUCUUAUCCUCAUGUCCAUCAUGGCAAUGGGUUUCGAGAGGGAAAUCUAUGGAGUUUGUGAUUUCAUACCUUAGUGCAGGAGAUGUUAGCAAAUUUUUGUACCUCUCAACUAUUUUCCCGAGAAAAAGAAAGUUGAUUUAGCGCUGUUAUGGACAUUUCUGUCCCAUUUAACAAUUCCUUUCAAAUAUCUCAAUAAAUAAGAAAAACCAAGUCCUAUCUAAUCAGAAUAUCAAGAGACAAUCCUCCCUAAAUCCGAUUAUACUUCGUGACGUUGAGAAAAUAAUUACCAUAAUACAAAACAGCUCAAAUAUAUAUCCAUUAAUUAAUUAUUUAUUCAAAGAAAAAUACAACUACAAUUAACAGUAAAUUGCGUCACCAUACCAUACCCAAUAAAAUAUGUACAAUUUACGCCUUCCAUCGUCUCAUACUCCUUUAUUAAUUAUUUAGCUUUGUCUCUGUGAAUUAUCAUUACUAUUCAAUAUUUUUGAUCCAAAUCUUGACAAAAUCCAAUAUCCACCCUUGUCACAAUAAUUAGUUACUUAGAGGUAACAAAAGUGUACUUCAUUUAAAGAAUCUAGUUAUACUAAUUUGCCAUCAGAAUACAGCGUUGUAUUUCUUACUUUAAUAUAUUUAUUUUUUAAUUUUUAU